Molecule: messenger RNA, 4150 nt
Organism: Ascoidea rubescens DSM 1968
Lineage: Eukaryota; Fungi; Ascomycota; Saccharomycetes; Ascoideales; Ascoideaceae
Gene: ISW2
Product: DNA translocase
Exons: 2
Coding region: 52-3831 (1259 amino acids)
Biological process (GO): nucleosome organization; regulation of transcription by RNA polymerase II
Cellular component (GO): nucleus; chromatin
Molecular function (GO): histone binding; DNA binding; ATP binding
Source: RefSeq, a predicted model, not a curated record
CUUAGCUCUCUCUUCCACCCACUACACCUGCUUUCCUGUCUUUCUUCCAUCAUGUCAAAGAAGGAUCGUCUGGACAGAACAACGAAGUCUGCACCCAUCUCUGAUUUGGACAGCAAUACUUCCCCAAAGCUGCUUUCAAAUCACAGCCACCACAACACAAUCACACAUCGUCUUGCUAAGAGCAACAUCGACGAUGAUGCUGAAAUUUCAACCCUGGAAUCGAUUCAAAAUUCUAACCAAAACUCUCUUAAAGCCCCUCUUCCAAAUUCAAACCAAAAGCUAAAUGGAAUCUCAAACAAAAACGCUUCGGGUAUCUCCACCCCUCAAUUAUCUGACGAUGAUUCAAUCUCUUUCUUUAAACUUGACGAAAAAGCUGAGCUUGCUAUAGUAAAUGAAAACAAACCUCACUAUUUGCUCACAAACGACCCUAAAAUUGAAAGAUCAAAGGACCAUGACGAUAUCCUAAAGAGAAUCAAAUACUUACUAAACUUGACUGAUUUAUUCAGAGAGUUUAUCGAAUCAAGAUUAUCCAAAGAUAGAGAAUUGAAAAAAAUAUUAACCCAACUAGAUCUGGAAAACGAGGCUAAUAAUAAUAAAGUCAACAAAAACAUCAAAAAUACAAAAAAUAUUAAAUCUAAAAAAUUAAAAAAAAACCAAAAAUCAAAUCUAAGAUCCUCCAGAAGAAGCAAAAGAAUUAACAAUUUGAACAAUUUACCCAACGAUUCAAACUCCACCACCUCUUCAAAUCGACGAAGAAAAACUGAAAAAGAAGAAGAUGCUGAACUAAUUCACGACGAAGAAGACAUCGAAUCUCUGUCCACAUCCUCUCCUCUAAUAACACAAUCUCCCUACUACAUAAAUCAUGGAAAACUAAGAGACUACCAAAUUCAAGGUUUAAACUGGCUAAUCUCUCUAUACGAAAACUCAAUCUCGGGUAUACUAGCUGAUGAAAUGGGCUUAGGAAAAACUCUACAAACCAUAUCCUUUUUGGGCUAUUUAAGAUACUACAAAAGAAUUUCCGGCCCUUUUAUAAUUAUAGUCCCAAAAUCAACUCUCGACAAUUGGAGAAGAGAAUUUUCAAAAUGGACUUCCAACGUAAACGUCUUGGUUUUACAAGGCUUGAAAAAUGACAGGGCUGACUUGAUCCAACAAAAAUUACUAACUUGCGACUUUGAUGUUUGUAUAACCUCUUUUGAAACCGUCAUAAAGGAAAAAUCUCACCUAAAAAAAUUUGCCUGGAAAUAUAUUAUUGUAGACGAAGCUCAUAGAAUUAAAAAUGAGAGCAGCGCCUUAUCCCAAAUCAUCAGACUCUUUUACUCAAAAAAUAGACUAUUAAUAACCGGCACUCCUCUACAAAAUAAUUUACAUGAAUUAUGGGCCUUAUUGAAUUUCUUAUUACCUGACAUAUUCAGUGAUUCAGAAAUUUUCGAUCAAUGGUUUGAAAAAGAUAACAAUAACAAUCAAAAAUUAAUCAACUCCAACUCCAACCCCAAUUCCAACGACAACGACAACGACAACAAUAACAAUGAAUCAAAAACAUCUCUGGAAAAUAAAACAACGAGAAAACUAAGAAGCAGCAAGAGAAAUCAAUUAAAUACCAUCCAUCAUAAAGAAAAUAACAUUGAGUCUUCUGCUACAAACACUAAUGCGGUCACAUCCACUCCUAAUAAAACCACCACUGAUCCAAAUCUGGAUAGACUAGAUGAAGACUUGAUGGUUGAAAAAUUGCAUAAAAUUCUAUCUCCCUUUCUACUACGAAGAGUAAAAGCCGAUGUGGAAAAGUCACUAUUGCCAAAAAAGGAGAUCAACGUUUAUGUUGGAAUGUCCGAAAUGCAAAUUAAAUGGUACAAAAAAUUAUUAGAAAAAGAUAUUGAUGCUGUUAAUGGUGUCAUUGGUAAAAGAGAAGGCAAAACAAGAUUGCUAAAUAUUGUAAUGCAGUUGAGAAAAUGUUGUAACCACCCUUAUCUUUUCGAAGGAGCUGAACCUGGUCCUCCAUAUACAACUGAUGAACAUUUAAUUUUCAAUUCGGGAAAAAUGAUUAUUCUCGAUAAAUUGCUAAAGAGACUUAAAGAACAAGGAUCAAGGGUCCUAAUUUUUAGCCAAAUGAGUAGACUAUUAGAUAUUUUGGAAGAUUAUUGUUAUUUUAGAGAAUUCGAAUACUGCCGUAUCGAUGGCUCAACUCCUCAUGAAGAUCGUAUUUUUGCCAUCGAUGAAUUCAAUAAACCAGAUUCAGAUAAAUUUAUUUUUCUUCUAACAACAAGAGCUGGUGGUUUGGGCAUAAAUUUAACAUCUGCCGAUAUAGUCAUAUUAUAUGAUUCAGACUGGAAUCCACAAGCUGAUUUACAGGCAAUGGAUAGAGCUCAUCGAAUUGGCCAAAAGAAACAAGUCAAGGUUUUUAGAUUUGUUACUGAAAAUGCUAUUGAAGAAAAAGUUAUCGAAAGAGCCGCUCAAAAACUAAGAUUAGAUCAGUUAGUUAUUCAACAAGGGCGUUCAAAUAAAAACAACUCAAAACUUGGUGACACAAAAGAUGAUCUAUUAACCAUGAUCCAACAUGGUGCUCAAAAGGUUUUUGAAUCAAAAGACUCGACCAUAGGCGAUGAUGACAUUGACACUAUUCUUAAAAAGGGUGAACAAAAAACUAAAACGCUUAAUAAAAAGUUUGAAAACUUGGGUCUUGAUGAUUUACAAAAAUUCACAUCGGAUUCUUCAGCCUAUGAAUGGAAUGGAACAAAUUUUGCUAAAAAGGGUAAUGAUAAAGGGUUUUCUGUAUGGAUCAAUCCAAGCAAAAGAGAAAGAAAAGAACAAACAUAUUCAAUUGACAAUUACUAUAAAGAUGUGCUUCAAAGCACCAAAGUUUCCAAUUCAAUUAAAGCUCCAAAGGCUCCAAAAAAUUUUCAUAUCCAAGACCAUCAAUUUUACUCUUCUGAAUUUAAAACCAUAUUGGAAAAGGAAAUGUAUUACUAUAAAAAACAAAUCAAUUACAAAGUACUAUCAGCUGAUAUUCCAGAUAUUGAUCAAAAUGAUAAAUCUGAAGAGCACGAAAGCAAAGAUAAAAGGAAAAAACGAGAACAAUUAAAAAUUAACAAAGCUGAGCCACUCACUAAAGAAGAAGAAGAAUUAAAACAAAAAUAUAUUGACGAGGCCUUUGGUAAUUGGACUAGACGUGAUUUUACAAAUUUUGUUCAUGCAGUUGCAAAAUAUGGAAGAAAUUCUUUUGAUUUAAUAGUGAGAGAAAUGGGUAACAAGACCAAAGAGGAAAUAAUCUCUUAUAGUAAAGCAUUUUGGAAAGGAUAUAAAGAAAUAGAGGGACAUGAAAAGUAUAUAUUACAAAUCGAAGCCGGCGAAAAAAAAUCAAAAAGAUUAAUGAACCAACAAAGAUUGCUUUUGUCAAAGGUUUCUCAAUACAGAGCUCCAAUACAGGAAAUGGUAAUUCAGUAUCCACCUAAUAACUCUAAAAGAAUUUAUUCCGAGCUUGAAGAUAAAUUUUUACUAAUAAUGGUAAAUAAAUUGGGGCUUUUUUGUGAAAACUUGUUUGAAAAAAUUAAAGAGUUAAUCUCUAAAUGUGAGCUAUUCAAAUUUGAUUGGUUCUUUUUAUCUAGAACACCACAAGAAUUAUCUAGAAGAUGCAAUACUCUAUUGUUGGCUUUGACAAGAGAAUAUGAAGGUCCAAAUGCAUUGAGAAGAAAAAGAGAGAAAAAGCCCACUCUAGUAUUGUCUCAACAAACUGAAAGCAGGCAGGUCUCAGAGCAACCUGUAGGAAAUGAAUCUAAUGGCAAUGUAUAUGAUGGCGAGUCUUUGGCUCCACCAAAGAAAAAACAGAAGCAACUAUAAAUUGAUUAUAACAUCACUGAGAUCAUUUCUUUUUUUUACAACUGAAAAUAACAAAAAAUUUGUUAUUGCAAAUAGUUAAUGAUAUAGAAUUCACACGCAAUGUAUAAUUAAAACCUUUUUCAUGGAACUUUUAAAUAAUUUUGAAUAGGAUAUUAUGUUUUUGUUUCAAAUUUAAAAAAAAAAAUUGAAUUACAAUUUGAGAUCAUUUGAAACAAGAGUUCAUUCACUUUGGAAUGGUGUUUAUUUUAUCGUAUUAGAUAAACAAAAACCUAUAUUAUUAUUAUUGAAAGUGUUUUAUACUCAAAUAGUCGAAAUUUUG